Messenger RNA from Cryptococcus amylolentus CBS 6039, 375 nucleotides. RefSeq lists its product as hypothetical. The record is from RefSeq and is a predicted model, not a curated record. The transcript has a single exon. Bases 1 to 375 code for a protein of 124 amino acids. NCBI's taxonomy places the organism in Eukaryota, Fungi, Basidiomycota, Tremellomycetes, Tremellales, Cryptococcaceae.
AUGAAUGAAGAUGGAUUCCAGAUUGGUGUUGGAGGGAAUGAGCAUGUCUAUACAACAGAUCCCAAGAAGGCUGCUUAUGUGGCUACCACCACCAACCACCAAUCACUCACCACCAUUGAAGCCAUCAGCGCAGCCAGCACAAUUAUCCCUCCCCAGGUCAUCUUGCCUGGCAAGAAGAUCAUGUCUGCUUGUACUGAGAAUGAUCUCCCCAACCUCAUCUCCUGCUUUGAGCAUGAUAUAUGUACAGGAGCCUCCUCUCACCUCCGCGCCUAUUUGUCCCCUGUGCAACAAAAGUGUGCCCAGUUGUUGAUGAUAGCAGAGGAGUCGAGGACAUGGGAAGAGAUGAAGGGUAACAAGCAUUGUCACAUGUCUUGA